Molecule: messenger RNA, 2664 nt
Organism: Anguilla anguilla (European eel)
Lineage: Eukaryota; Metazoa; Chordata; Actinopteri; Anguilliformes; Anguillidae
Product: serine/threonine-protein kinase 17A-like
Exons: 7
Coding region: 318-1478 (386 amino acids)
Biological process (GO): intracellular signal transduction; protein phosphorylation; positive regulation of apoptotic process
Cellular component (GO): nucleus
Molecular function (GO): ATP binding; protein serine/threonine kinase activity
Source: RefSeq, a predicted model, not a curated record
UGCGACUGGCUGUGUUUGUAAACGGUGUUCACUCAGUAACGAACCAAGACACUGCAGGGCGCAUCGAGCAGAAGUUGCGUGGGUGAUUAACUCGUACGUUUGGCCAGCUCGGUUUAUCAUUUACUUCGGGGCGCAACUGUCAAUGAAGACAGAGGAUAGAAUUGCAUUUCCAAGACAAUUCGCAAGCCAUGCCCUAAUGUUUAAGUAUUUCUGUGUCUAGCUAGCUUCUGGACACAUAAGUUUUUACUUUUUGCUCGACCAUCUGAACUAUCCUUGGGAACGCAAGUCGCUCUUGUGGAGCCCGUUGAACCGACGCGAUGAUGCCAGAACGUCCGCAGGGCAACGAGAUGAGAAACCGUCCACUUUGUCGCGGUCAGACGAACUCAAAUCAGAACCACUCCGCGUUGUUGUCCGAGAUCAAGACUCCAAUCAAGACCGAACCGUUCAGUGACCGGUACAGUCUUAUCCCCGGCAAAGAACUUGGGAGGGGCAAGUUCGCCGUGGUGAAGAAGUGCGUGGAGAAACGCACGGGGAAGGAGUACGCCGCCAAGUUCCUGAGGAAGAGGAGGAAGGGGCAGGACUGCCGGCUGGACAUCGUCCACGAGAUCGCCGUGCUGGAGCUGGCCACCGCCAGCCCGCGGGUGAUCACCCUGCACCAGGUCUACGAGACGGCCAGCGAGAUGAUCCUCGUGCUGGAGUAUGCUGCGGGGGGUGAAAUAUUCGACCAGUGCAUGGCGGAGCGGGACGAGGCCUUCCAGGAGCGGGACGUGAGGCGGCUGAUGAGGCAGAUCCUGGAGGGCGUGGCCUUCCUGCACGAGAACGGCGUGGUGCACCUGGACCUCAAGCCCCAGAACAUUCUCCUGACCAGCGAGGCCCCGCUGGGGGACGUCAGGAUUGUGGAUUUCGGGCUGUCCCGUGUGGUCAGCGGGGGCCAGGAGCUCCGGGAGAUCAUGGGGACCCCGGAGUACGUGGCUCCAGAAAUCCUGAAUUACGAGCCAAUAAGCACAGCAACUGACAUGUGGAGCAUCGGCGUCCUGGCGUACGUGAUGCUGACGGGCACCUCCCCUUUCCUGGGGGAGGACAAGCAGGAGACGUUCCUCAACAUCUCCCAGAUCAACAUCAGCUACGCCGAGGAGGAGCUGGCAGGGCUGGGGGCAACGCCAAUCGACUUCAUGAAGUCCCUCCUCCUCAAAGAUCCGCAGGCUCGGGCCACUGCCCAGGACUGCCUGAAUCACCCCUGGCUCCACCCCCAGGAAGGGGAGGGCCCGAGGAAGCCCCUCCCCGUUCCCCGCCCGCCGCUCGAGGAGGAAGAGGAGGACGAAGGCCUGGAGACGGAGGAGCUGAUCGUGGUGGCGUCCUACACCCUGGGACAGUGCCGGCAGUCGGACCAGGACACCCUGACCCCCGACCCCAAGGGCGUCUCCAAGCGCUUCAAAUUCGAGGAGCCCUUCGGCCCUCUGCAGGAGGUCAUCUUCUGAGGCCAGCGAAGCAGCGCCACACAUCGCCAUGACAACCCAGAAAGCCAAACCCUUCCCCUCAGGUUUUAACAGACCAGAGAACCAGGGUCACACAUCGCCAUGACAACCCAGAAAGCCAAACCCUUCCCCUCAGGUUUUAACAGACCAGAGAGCCAGGGUCACACAUCGCCAUGACAACUCAGAAAGCCAAACCCUUCCCCUCAGGUUUUAACAGACCAGAGAGCCAGGGUCACACAUCGCCAUGACAACUCAGAAAGCCAAACCCUUCCCCUCAGGUUCAAAGUUGUUUCCUUUCGUGUUUGCCUGUCUGUUUUAAACUGAGAGGUUUUAUGGACCUUUAGCUGUACUUUCUAUUUUCUGUAGCUAUUGGCCAUCAGCAGCCUGGCACUAAAGAAAACAAACUUGUGCUCAUUAAAAAAAUGAUGUCAUAAUUGCUCUUAGCAUUUUUAGUUAAACGUUCUGGAAGAUACUACUUCACUAGUUUACAUGUGCUUUGUGGAAAAUGGAAAUAACUGCAUUGCAUAAAACAUUUACCCCAAACCCAUAAUCUGAAUUUGAAAAAUCAGUCAUGUGAUAAUAAUUACAUCAGUGCUUGCUCAAGACAUAACACUACGCUCGCUGACAAAAAGCUAUUAGAAGGAGCUCAUCUUGGUUACUGUUUUGCACACAGGUAAAGACAGUUAUUUGUAGUGCUUCAAGGGAAAUUUGCUUCAACUUUCUAAUGGAAACAUAGCUACUACCAUUUGCAAUAUUUCUGAAUGAAUUCUCUUUAUAUUAAAAUGCACAGUAUAGGCUCAUGAUGGGUUGUAGACAUGUAAAUAAAUAUAGAUGAAACAGAAGCUAGGAGUUUUAGCAAAGUUUAGUGAAACUGUCCUAAGGCUGCUGCUUUAAUAUAGCCAGUGCACCUAUUAUUGUCAGCCUUCCCAGUUAUGUUUCUGAAGCGAUAAUUACAUUUGUGCACUUCUUUAUAUAUAUUUUUUGUAAUAUAUAUUUUUAAUUUGCAAAUAGUCUCAAAGUGUACAGUGUUUGCUUCCGUCCGGAGAAAUAAUUUUUCAGGUCUGAAUGGAAAGCUGUUAUCCGAAAUUAAUUUUUGUCCUUAAAUCCAUCUUUGUCUUUUUUGUAUCGCCAUAAUAUUUGUACGUCAAUAUGUUGUAAUAUUUGUUUAAAAGGUAUUUUUAGAUGUGAA